Danio aesculapii is the source of this 3508-nucleotide messenger RNA. It is a transcript of the gene kbtbd12, whose product is annotated as kelch repeat and BTB (POZ) domain containing 12. Gene Ontology annotation, molecular function: protein binding. The transcript has 6 exons. The record is from RefSeq and is a predicted model, not a curated record. The coding region runs from base 205 to 2076 and encodes 623 amino acids. NCBI's taxonomy places the organism in Eukaryota, Metazoa, Chordata, Actinopteri, Cypriniformes, Danionidae.
CACUCUCUCCCCCAGUGUUUACUGUCAGACAUGAAGCAGCCAGUCUGUUUGUGUCGAGGUAAUGGACGAACUGUUGCCUGAAGGCAGACACCACAGGAAGCCAGAGAUCUGAUAUCCUUGACCCUUUUUUAAAGACCUCCAGGAUGUAUUUAGGCAACGUGUAACACUUCGCUAAGUUUUAAGCUAUCUAGACACAGAAACAAAAUGGAUCUGAGAGCCAAGCAUGGUUUAACGCUGUUGGAACAGCUCAACCGAAUGCGGGACGCCGAGCAGUUAACAGACGUGGUUCUUGUUGCUGAAGGUGUAAGCUUCCCAUGUCACCGUGCAGUGCUUUCUGCCUUCAGCCCCUACUUUCGCGUAAUGUUCACCUGUGGCCUGCGUGAAUGUUCCAACCGUCAGGUGGUGUUAAGGGACAUGCCGGCCCCAAGCCUGGCUCUCCUGCUGGAAUACAUGUACAGCUCCAAUCUUCCGCUCACCGCAGACAAUGUGCAGGGCAUCUCUGUUGCGGCUUUUCUUCUACAGAUGGACGAUGUGUUUAGUCGCUGUCAGAUCUACAUGAUUGACAACAUGGAUACUUCAAAUUGCUUGGGAAUCUACUAUUAUGCCCGGGAUCUAGGAGCAGAGGAGUUGGCCGACCAGGCUCAGCGCUACCUGCGGCAGCAUUUCACUGAAGUGUGCUAUGCCGAGGAAGUGCUGGAGUUGGAGGCACACCAGCUCGGGGCGUUAUUGAGCUCGGACGACCUCAAUGUUUCACGAGAAGAGAGCAUUUUGGAUGUGGUGAUGCGCUGGGUGAAGUACUGUCCCGGAAAUGUAGGGUCAGAAGAAGAGAACCGGGCCAGGCACCUUCCAGAGCUACUAAAGAAAGUACGUCUUCCACUUGUGGGUGCGGAUUACUUGAAAGGGACAAUGAAACGUAACACAGCACUGCUAGCUGAUGCUGAGUGUCUUCAGAUAAUGGAGGAGGCAAUCGAAGCAGCGAGCUUGGAUUCAGAUGCUCCACCGCGACGACUGAAACUGCGCUACGGUAUGGAGACUACGGACCUGCUGCUCUGCAUUGGUAAUGAGGGCGGAGGGAUACGCUCACGUUAUGGAAGCUACACUGAGCGCAGCUUCUGUUAUGCUCCCACCACUGGUCGGACUCUUUUUAUCACCUCCCCACGAUACGGUGAAGCGCUUGGAUAUGUCUUUGCUGGGGUUGUGACUGAGAAGAAUGAAAUUGUGGUGUCAGGAGAGCUAGGAGCCAGAAAGAUGGCAAGGCAUAAAGACAAAAACGUGGAGAUUUUCAUGUACAACAAAGAAGCCCAGGGCUCCUGGAAGCACUUGAGCUCAGCAGAGUAUCGUGACUCUUAUGCACUGAGCUCUUUGGGGGAAAAUCUGUACCUAAUUGGGGGCCAGAUGAAGUUGAAGAACCAGUACCAUAUCACCAAUAGUGUUGAGCGCUGGUCUCUACAAGGUGGGCCUUGGCGUAGUGCCGCUCCUCUGCCAAUGCCGCUUGCAUAUCACAGUGUAGUUCGAAUGAAGGGCCGCCUAUAUGUGCUUGGAGGACGGACACCUCAGUCAUUCCGCACAGAUGACGAGCCUGACCGUAUGAGUAAUCGCCUGCUUGAAUAUGACCCAGAAACCAACAAGUGGAGUGAGCUCGGCCCUAUGAAAUAUUCAAAAUACCGUUGCAGCGCAGUUGCACUCAAUGGAGAAAUCUAUGUCCUAGGUGGUAUCGGAUGUGAAGGUGUGGAUCGUGGCCAGUCACGUUACUGCCUUAAUGUAGUGGAGAUCUACAACCCCGAUGGAGACUUCUGGAGAGAUGGUCCUCCUUUGCCAUGGCCUCUCCUGACACUUCGCAGCAAUGCAUCAAACUCUGGUGUUGUUGAUGGCAAACUUUAUGUCUGCGGAUACUACAAAGGGGCAGAUCGUCAUGAUACCAUCACUAAAGACAUCCUCCAGUUGGAUCCAUGGGAAAAUGUAUGGACUGUGGUGGCAAAGCAGGCUCUGAUGCACGACAGUUAUGAUGUGUGUUUGGUGGCAAAUCUGAACCCUCGUGGACUCAUGCCUCCUCCUGCUGACUUGGUAGAGGAAUAACACUAUCUCUCCAACAGAGAUUUAUCAAUAACAAAAUAACGCUUUUUAUGUCAUUCACAGGAUAAGAGGACUUAGAAAGAUAUAGAAAGUGUAAAGCUUUCUAAAAUAGAUACGAAUUUUUACUUUAAAAUCAGUUAGGUUUAUAAUGCUGUAUGUGCCUUAGUGGUUUUUUACUUUGAUAUGAUUUACAUUUGUGGAUUUAAGUUAUGUGAUAAUAUGAAAUACUCUUACAAGCUAGAUUAAGUAACCCUCAGAAAAGUUGUGCUAAAAUAUUAACUAGAAUAGUAAAAAUACAUUGCAUGGAGUCACACAAUACAUAUAUGUACUGCAAUUUAUUAAACAUGUUAAAGUUUCAAACUUAAAAUGAGAUAAAUAUGUCAUAACUUAACUGCAAACCAAGUUGAAAAUAUUUUAAAACUGUUUUGUACUUAUUAAUGUUACACGGACAUUUGUUAAGCCACAAAUUUCUGGAAUAAGAUUUGUGAAAAAAUAUGACAUAGGUUUAUAUAAUAUCAGUAUGUGCUAAAUAAACAGAAAAGCAUUGCCAAAGCACAAAAACAGAAGGUAACAUCCAUAGAUAGAAAAGUGGUUAAAGAAUACGUUUCACUUGUUCAAAGGCAGUCUGAAGUUCUAACCUACUAAAAAAUUAAGUAUUCUCCAGCUUACUCUGAGUCAUUGGUAAAGUCAAAGAGCUGCCAGAGGCCUCCUUCACUUUCUGUGACACAAGCUUUAGGUUCAGGCGCAACAUUUUCCCAUUCAGCCAUCUUGUAUUCCACCAUCAUUUGGGAGCUGUCUGUGUCCUCAGACCACAAAUUUAAGGGAUUUAAUGCAUGUUCAGCUACACACCUACUGACUGGUGCAACUGGGGCUUGCUUCUGUAGUCUUGGAUGAUCCUCUUCAACAAAUGUUUUGGCAAAUUUCCAGUUGUCAAGAGAAGACAAGGGUACUCUGUCUUUUUUUCCACACUGAAGGUCUUCACUUUGGCUGUUUCCUGAGAACUUUGUUGCUCCUUUUUUUCUCACUGCUUGUCUUUGUGGCAGAACCAAGGCUCUCCUUUUCCCCCGGUAGUUCAGUGCUUUUUGGCGCCUCUUAGGUUCUUUAAGUCGUGGCAUGGCAUUAGUGCCCAAUCUAUUCUCUCUCACAAACAUUGGUUUUUCAGGCUCUAGGGGUCUAUCUACAAACUGUCUUCUGUGGUCCUCUGUGGAUGAAGUGGACUGAGCAUCCACAAGUGGGUUUGAAGGUCUGCUCUCAACUAACUUUUUGCACCAAAAUUCCUGUGAAGCAUCAAGGGAAACCUCUUCGGUGACAUGUGUCUGCUGCAUUGAUACAGGCAGAGCAUGUGCAUUUCUGUUUUGUGUCUUUUCUGUUGUAAGAGGACAUUGGUUCUGUUCUACAGCUUUUCCUGAAUAAAUGACAGGCCUGUUAUAUAUCA